UUUAGAUUAUGCUGAGUAUUGCCUUGCGUGACAUAAGCACUAUAUUGUCUAAAAAGAGAUAAUAUUUAAACAGUUGAAUGUCUUAGUUUGAGAGCAGUGAAUGCUGACUUCCAGUAUGAAUGCCGUACACUGUUUUGUCUCUGUGUUGGUUUGUGUCAGCUAUGCCCAAAGUUUAGAGAGAUUUAUUGCAGCAGUCUAUGAACAUGCUGUUAUACUACCAGACAGUACACAGACCCCUGUUACAAAACAAGAAGCCUUGGAACUCAUGAACAGGAACAUAGACAUUUUGGAAAAUGCAACCAAAGCAGCAGCACAGCAGGGUGCACAUUUAAUUGUUACACCUGAAGAUGGGAUUUAUGGCUGGCAGUUCAACAGAGAAACUAUCAGCCCUUACCUUGAAGAUAUUCCAGAUCCUGACAUGAACUGGAUCCCAUGUAAUGACCCUAAAAGGUUUGGCCCAGCACCAGUGCAGACAAGACUGAGUUGUAUGGCAAAGGACAACUCUAUAUAUGUAGUUGCUAAUAUGGGAGACAAAAAAAAUUGUAACAUCUCUGAGGCUGGCUGUCCAAAUGAUGGUCAGUAUAACUAUAAUACUGCUGUUGUGUAUGACUCUGAAGGAAAGCUUGUAGCCCGUUACCAUAAGCAACACCUUUUCCUUGGGGAGAUACAGUUCAAUGCUCCAAAAGAGGCUGAGGUUGUGAGCUUUGACACACCUUUCGGGAGAUUUGGCAUUUUUAUUUGCUUUGAUAUUCUUUUCUAUGACCCAGCUGUGGCUCUGGUUGUGGAUCGCAAUGUGGACACUAUCCUGUUCCCAACAGCUUGGAUGAAUGUUCUUCCCCAUCUAUCUGCUAUUGAAUUUCACUCUGCAUGGGCCAUGGGAAUGGGUGUAAAUCUGCUCUCCUCUAACACCCAUAGUACCAGCAAGAGAAUGACGGGCAGCGGAAUCUUCUCUCCAGAGAAUGUUGGACCUUAUUACUAUAAUAUGGACACUGAGGAUGGCCAUUUAGUGAUCUCUGAGUUGAAUGCACAUCCACGGAACUCUUCAACAUAUUAUUCAAUUAAAUGGAACCAGCAUGCUUCUACUAUUAAAAAAUAUUCACCUGGGACCAAUGUGUUUAAAGGAAGUAUUUUUUUUGAUCGGUUUACCUUCACGGAAUUGAAGGAGCCUGAAGGAAAUUAUACAAUUUGCCAAAAUGAUCUAUGUUGCCAUUUAAACUAUAAGAAAGCAGGUUAUGGAAAGAACAAACAGAAUAAUGAGAUUUAUGUGCUUGGUGCUUUUGAUGGUCUUCAUGUGGUCGAAGGGCAAUAUUAUUUGCAGGUGUGCACACUAUUGAAAUGUUUAAGCUCUGACUUGAAUACAUGUGGUGAAUCUGUAGAAACAGCUUCUACCAAAUUUAAACAAUUUACUCUCAGCGGAAGUUUUUCUACAAAUUAUGUAUUUCCAGAAGUUUUGCUGAACAAUGUUAAUUUGGCUCCUAAUCUCUUUAAGGUUAUGAGUGAUGGGCGCCUUGUGAGUAAACCUGCUAUAGCAACUCACCCUCUAUUAAGUGUGACACUUUUUGGAAGGCUGUAUGAUAAAGACCCAGUUAAUUAAUAAUAUUGCCUACACAACUCUGUUCCAACAAUAUAUAAUCAGUUAUAGAUGUUUAAGGAACAAGUAAAACACAAUUUCUGGAUUACUGCUUCUAAUGCUAAACUGCACAUAAAUUGAUUCUGUGAUGUGAAUCGAUAAAUUAAGUUUGAUUUAAACAAACAAUGUAAAUUUUCACCUACUUUUACAUAAAUUAGGUUGAAGUGCUUCAAAUCUGCUUCUCUACAAUAAAAAACACGAAUCCUCAAA
This is a messenger RNA of Pelobates fuscus (common spadefoot toad), 1840 nucleotides long. RefSeq names its product vanin 1 (gene VNN1). The coding region runs from base 101 to 1594 and encodes 497 amino acids. NCBI's taxonomy places the organism in Eukaryota, Metazoa, Chordata, Amphibia, Anura, Pelobatidae. Gene Ontology annotation, molecular function: pantetheine hydrolase activity. The record is from RefSeq and is a predicted model, not a curated record. The transcript is spliced from 7 exons. Gene Ontology annotation, biological process: pantothenate metabolic process.